Molecule: messenger RNA, 1817 nt
Organism: Nymphalis io (European peacock)
Lineage: Eukaryota; Metazoa; Arthropoda; Insecta; Lepidoptera; Nymphalidae
Product: trypsin CFT-1-like
Exons: 1
Coding region: 84-893 (269 amino acids)
Biological process (GO): proteolysis
Molecular function (GO): serine-type endopeptidase activity
Source: RefSeq, a predicted model, not a curated record
AACAAAACACAUAAGUUUAUUAUUAUACCUUGUAAUACGUCUUGUUGUAAAUUUGUACUUUUCUUUAUUAUUUUUAUUGUAAUAUGAAAUUUACUUUUUCAUUAGUUAUUUUAAAAUUACUAAGUUGUGAAGCUGCGCUUAGAAUACUUGGAGGCAGAGAUGCACUCAGAGACGAAUUUCCUUUUGCCGUUCGCUUAGAAGCACAAUUGACAGUGGAAAAUAUUAAUCGCAGCAAAAAUAUUGUUGAGUAUCAUCAACUCUGCACAGGUGCUGUGGUAACUCCUAAAUGGAUCUUAACUGCAGCUCACUGUUAUUUCAAAAAUAUUUCAACGUUUGCGAGAUACAAUAGCUAUUUUCCAAAACAUAUGGGUGAAAUAAGUCCUAUACUAGAAGUUUAUAUUCAUCCGCAAUUUACUCAACGUCGUAUAUGGGCGAAUCAAAACGAUGUAGCAUUAUUUUUAAGUCAAAAUAUAUUAGUUUCUCAAUAUGCUAAGUUAAGUGCAGUCGAUUACAAAACUUUAGUAGGUCACAAAGUAAGUAUUCUUGGAUUUGGAGCAACAAAUGCAACCAAAUCCGAAAAACCUUUACAGGUUUUAGAAGGCAUGAUGAAUAAAUGCUUCGAAUCUGAAAAGGAUUUUAUAGACUUUGCAGCGACGAUGAUGUGUGUAGUACCAUUAUGUGGAUUGGAAGCGACGAUCUGUGGUGGUGAUUCUGGCGGUCCAGUGGUACAUUCAUCUGGAAUAGUUGGCGUCAAUUCAAUGUCUGUAGAUGACUGUGAUGAAUUCACCACCAAAUUUAAAAGAACUCCAGGAACUUCAGCAAGCAUAGUAGCAAUGAUCAGCCAUGAAUUAAAUUGGGUUACAAACGUAAUUUCUAAUAAAGGUAUUUAUUAAGUGGCAAAAUGUAGUGACACGCAUUAUUCUUUUGUUCAAUGUCAAAAACCUUUAUUCAAUAUAGAAGCAUUACAAUAACAUCUUGAUUGUCAAAUAAAAUCUUGCCUUUCACACCGAAGGUUGUGGGUUCGAUUCCUACCCAGGACAGACAUUUGUGUGCAUGAACAUGUCUGUUUGUCCUUAGUCUGGGUGUAAUUAUCUAUAUAAGUAUGUAUUUAUAAAAGAAAAGUAGUAUAUGUAGUAUAUCAGUUGUCUGGCUUCCAUAGCACAAGCUUUGUACAAGCUUAAUUUGGGAUCAGAUGGCCGUGUGUGAAAAAUGUCCCAGGAUAUUAUUAUUAUUACUUGUUUGGUGUUCGGUAAAUUAGUUAAUUUACUAGUUAAAUCUAGUUAGAUUAAAAAGAAGUGAAUUUGCUGUAGCUGCCUGUAAUAUAACAUAACAUGCUAAUAAGAAAAAUACUGUUGUCUUAUGUCCAAUUAGCGUAGAAGUGGAUGAUGCUUUAAGUUACAAAAGGUGGACUAUUGUGGAGGUAUUUGGUUCCUAUUGCAAUUGCUUGCGACUAAUAAUAUUAUAUUUAAAUAAAUAAAUUAAUUAAUUAAUUAAUCUGCUAAUAAUAUCGUAUUGUAAGUGUGAAUUUAAAUAAAAUAUUAUUAUCAAUAUAUCGUUGUUCGUCAAAACACGAAUACAUGAUAAUCACGUGGAGUGAUAUCUUUACACGAAUUCCGGCCUACUAAUUGAAUACGGCUUGCUCGGUAUUUCUCUGACGUGUAACCCUAGUAUAAAUCUCUCAAUGCACAUACAAUAUUGUGUUUCUGAUAUAAGGAGUAAGAUUUGAUAUGCUUAUAAAUGAACUAUUGUUUUUUUGUUCGAAAAAUCAGUUUAUUCGCUAACCACAUAUACAGAACGUGUGUCGUUAAAGGGUCUAA